Molecule: messenger RNA, 788 nt
Organism: Chenopodium quinoa (quinoa)
Lineage: Eukaryota; Viridiplantae; Streptophyta; Magnoliopsida; Caryophyllales; Amaranthaceae
Product: 60S ribosomal protein L21-1
Exons: 2
Coding region: 76-570 (164 amino acids)
Biological process (GO): translation
Cellular component (GO): cytosolic large ribosomal subunit; ribosome
Molecular function (GO): structural constituent of ribosome
Source: RefSeq, a predicted model, not a curated record
CGCAUCAGUCUAAAACCCUAGCCUCCUCCUCAUUUCUUCAUCACCGUAACUUCGAGCGAGAGAGAGAGAGAAAAGAUGCCGGCUGGACAUGGUGCACGGGCAAGAACAAGGGAUCUGUUCGCACGGCCGUUCAGGCGAAAGGGUGUGAUCCCAAUCUCAACUUACCUUCGUACUUUCCACAUCGGUGAGUAUGUUGAUAUCAAGGUUAAUGGUGCCAUUCACAAGGGUAUGCCCCAUAAGUUCUAUCAUGGUCGCACUGGCCGUGUCUGGAAUAUCACCAAGCGUGCUAUUGGUGUUGAGGUCAACAAGCAGGUUGGUAACAGAAUCAUCCCCAAGAGGAUUCAUGUCCGUAUUGAGCACAUCCAGAGUUCACGUUGCCAGGAGGAUCUUAAGCACAGGAUAAAGAAGAACGAUGAGCUCAAGGCUGCUGCUAAGGCCAGAGGUGAAGUUAUCAGCACAAAGAGGCAACCUGAAGGUCCCAAGCCAGGAUUUUUGGUCGAGGGUCAGACCAUUGAGACUGUUACUCCUAUUCCCUAUGAUGUUACCAACGAUCUUAAGGGUGGUUACUAAGCCGUGUCUCCUAAGUUUUUGCUUAUUAUUUCGUUUUGGUUGUGUUUCUUUGGACAAUUUAGACUGCUGCACAAUCAACUUGUCAAAUUUUGCUGCGUGAACCUAUAUUUUUUUUCUGUUUAGAGAGAUGAAUCAAUGGUAACGUCUUUAGAUACUGGUUUAGCAAUUUUCUUGUGUUAACUUCAGUACUUCGUAUGUAGUAUGUGUUUAUUUGCGUA